AGCAGCCCCUCUGCCUCCCUCUCCCUGCUGCCUGCGUCAGUCCCCCAGCACCGUGACGUGGCAGACUGGGAGGGAGCUGUCCAGUGGAACAGAGUGCUGAAACUGCAGCAGCAGCAUCCGUCCCUAAACUCCCAGCGCACUCUCCAUGCACCUAAAUCCAGCACUCACCCCCUGUGUUCUGCUCCUGUCCAGCUCCCUGCACCCAAGGAUGUCACAGAAGCACGUUCCCUACUUACUAUUCUAGAAAUAAGGGGAUCUACUGGCAUUGUCUUUCUCUCUAUAUAUGUAUACAUUGUAUCAUGACUCCUUCCCUUCAUAGCAAGGAAGACAACAACAGCAGCAGCAGCAGCAGGAGGAUCAUAUUCAUCAUCACUGGGAUCUGCCUGACCAGGAGGGUUCUGUGUUAGGAGCUUGUCGUUGGGAGUGGGGCGUGAAGCGGAAUUUUGGGAUUGAGAUGGUUGCUUGCCAUGCCAAGCCAGGGCAAGACAAAGACCAAGGGAAGGAAUGGCGAAAUGGGAAAUUUGCUUUCUGGGCUCGGGGUGGGAUAGCAACAGCUAUGCAGUGAGCCCACCUGGUACCUUUCAGACUGAAUAUAAAUCCUGACAAUGACGCUGUUUGGGUUGUAAAUUACUCCGACCUCUGCACCCCUCCCUGCAUAUUCCAUUCCCAGGAGACUCUGUAAGGCACGCUGUACUGCUUCUCCCUCCUUUAAAGUGAAAUAUUUACCGAAAUACUAAACUGCACCCCACCUGUCAUAUUGGGGGCAGUUGCAAAGGAAAGGGGAGGGGGAUACAAUUUAAACAAACUUUCUAUAAUUUUAUAAUUAAACUAAUCAAAUAUAAUCUAAUAUGUAAUGCCUGUUUUUGGUAAAUACUGUCAUUAUCAGCGGUCUGUUUUUGAUAAUACACUUUUUUUAUGACUAGGUGACACUUUUUAUUCCAUUGUAAAUGUAGCUGCUGUUGCUAGCUCAUUUUCUAAGAGCCAGAUUGGUUUAUAUAAGGAUUUAUUGGCAUUGCUAGAAAUCUGGGGACAGAGGGAAACUUUGCAUCUGCACAUGAGCCAAUGAUAUGGUGAUUAAAGGGAGAGAGGAUACAAAGUGAUCACAAUAGAACCCCAUAACUGCUGUGUUUCAGUCGUCUGGUCAUUAAUAGGAGACAGGCAAGGUGAGCACAAUACAAUCUGGCCAUUCCUGCUUGCAUGGUCAUUAAAACACAACCUUAUAGAAGCACAAACAGCACUGGCUGUGGAUAUUUGUGAGAGAUGGUGAGCACAAUACAAGUUUAUUAAUGUUGUGUGAUCAUGAAAUAAAUAUAGGAGGUUGAUUGAGCACGUCACAAACUUACAGAAGCAAUGGCUGGGUUCCAUUUUCACCCUUGGUUUUUGGAGUACAAAUCAGGCACAUGUUCUUGAGAACCAUCCUGCUUUUAUGGUGCUGUGGUGUACUGAGCUGUAGACAGAUGUUGCGCCAUCAAGGUCUGUUGAAGUGCCGGUGCCGCAUGUUUUUCAAUGACUUGAAGGUCUUCCUGCUCCGGCGCCCCCCUGCCAUCCCUAGUUUGCCCAUGAACAGCUCAGAAUGUGACUUGGGAGCUGGGGGUGCUUUGGCCUCCAAUAAUAACAUAAUAAUAAGAGCCUGGAGAACUCCAGCAGGUGGCACAACCCCAGAGGAGAACUGGAUUUAUCCUGGCAAUGGACUACAGCACCAGCAGAUGUCUAUGGUGAGCAGCACCUCCUCUGAUGACUUCUGCAAAGGGAAAACUGAAGACAGAUAUUCACUGGGCAGCAGCCUGGACAGUGGUAUGAGGACACCUCUUUGCAGGAUCUGUUUCCAAGGACCUGAGCAGGGAGAGCUCCUGAGCCCAUGUCGGUGUGACGGAUCAGUUCGGUGCACUCACCAGCCAUGCCUGAUUAAAUGGAUUAGUGAGAGAGGAUCAUGGAGCUGUGAGCUUUGCUAUUACAAGUACCACGUAAUUGCCAUUAGCACAAAGAACCCUCUUCAGGUAAAGUGGCAAGCCAUCUCCCUGACUGUCAUCGAGAAGGUGCAGAUUGCAGCGGCCAUCUUGGGCUCCCUCUUCCUUAUUGCCAGUAUAUCUUGGCUCAUCUGGUCGACCUUCAGCCCCUCGGCAAAAUGGCAGCGCCAGGACUUGCUGUUUCAGAUCUGCUAUGGAAUGUACGGCUUCAUGGACAUUGUCUGUAUUGGUUUGAUCAUUCAUGAGGGUCCGUCAGUCUAUCGGAUAUUUAAAAGGUGGCAAGCAGUAAACCAGCAGUGGAAAGUAAUGAAUUAUGACAAGUCUAAAGACCUGGAAGACCAGAGAUUAGGAACUAGUCAGAGGACCAACCAACAGACAAUAUCUAAUAAUAACAACUCCUCUGUUGGCGGCACAGGCAAUAUUACCACUCCUGCCGACAGUGGAAACCAUACCAAUGGCCACACUGGAACUUUAUCUGAUCACCACUGUGCUUACACCAUCUUCCACAUUCUAAGCCACUUACGGCCACAUGAACAGAGAAGUCAGUCUAAUGCUAAUAGAGAGUUUGUAAUGAGAGUGACAACCGUGUGAGGCGACCAGGAGGCCUUAUCUGUAAGGAGCAAGUGCAUGAUUCUCUGUGCCUUUUUGCCUUAAGGCCUAAGCCUGAUCCCCUCGCCAACAGAGAGGCUGCAAAAGCUCAAAAGGUGCAAGGUCCUGACAACAAACCAAGUGCAAUACUGACUGUAUAGAGAAUUCAGACUUAUAAGCAUGAUGAUAGAUUCAGACACCCAAUGGGAAGGUGCCUCCCAAGUACAUGUGCCGAGCCAAGAUAGAAAAGUAGAGAUUGUUGGCCUCAAAGGCUUAGGAGUACAGAAGAGGAUUUCGGUGGUACACCCUCUGCCCCUAUUCCCUUAACAAAAAACCACCCUCUUGAAGCAGGAUUGCUUUUAGCUGGGGCAGGGCCAACAAGGGCAAAACAGAUAUUGUUGGUCUGUAUAUCUAUAUAGGCACCUGAGGGCUGCAAACAUAAUGUUGCCACCCUAGGCAUGGGCUUUUGGGUGCCAUAUAGAAAUAAGGCCAUGAUUGUGGGCAUCUUCCCUUCUUUCACCAUAUUUUAUACCAAAUAUCCCACUACUCUUGCUACUGAAAACUGCUGAGGGACUUAAAGAGCCUCAACAGUCACCCCUAUUUGCAACUCUAUAGAAAGCUCUGUCUUGAAGCACAAAUAUGAAUCUCCUAAAUUGUUCUAUGAAGGAGCCAAACCAUCCUGUCCCCCAAGAAUCUGUAUCCAGCUCAAUUGACCCAAGGUAAUAAUUCUGCACCCCGAUCUCCAUUAGAGUAACAAAUUACUAUCAGGGUUCGACAAACUCACUUCCUUUUAGAGUUUGCUAAAAGCACGAUGAGAGUGUGAUCGUUUUAAAACAUGAUCAUAUUCUUUAUUGUGUGGGGAUAGAAAUGCAAUGUUAAGAUUUACUGAGCCUUCAGUUGAUUUCAGCUUUUUUCAAAAUGAAAAUAUUGUUCUCUGAAUGAAAGGCAAAGGAAUUUAUUGGAAAACACCUACAACUAAUUAAAACAAACGAUCAAGGGCAACAGUUCAGCAACAUUUCAAUAAAGAUUUUGUUAGAAUUUGA
Molecule: messenger RNA, 3598 nt
Organism: Xenopus laevis (African clawed frog)
Lineage: Eukaryota; Metazoa; Chordata; Amphibia; Anura; Pipidae
Gene: marchf4.S
Product: membrane associated ring-CH-type finger 4 S homeolog
Exons: 4
Coding region: 1401-2558 (385 amino acids)
Biological process (GO): protein ubiquitination
Cellular component (GO): Golgi membrane; Golgi stack; trans-Golgi network
Molecular function (GO): zinc ion binding; ubiquitin-protein transferase activity; ubiquitin protein ligase activity
Source: RefSeq, a predicted model, not a curated record